Manihot esculenta (cassava) is the source of this 744-nucleotide messenger RNA. Its product is annotated as MLP-like protein 328. The coding region runs from base 21 to 482 and encodes 153 amino acids. The transcript has 2 exons. Gene Ontology annotation, biological process: defense response. NCBI's taxonomy places the organism in Eukaryota, Viridiplantae, Streptophyta, Magnoliopsida, Malpighiales, Euphorbiaceae. The record is from RefSeq and is a predicted model, not a curated record.
UGUGAUAUAGAAAUUAAGGCAUGGCUCUCAAGGGGAAGCUGGAGACUGUGCUAGAACUGAAGUCAAGUCCUGAGAAAUUCUUGAAUCUUUGGAAGGAGCAAGCCCACCAGGUUCCUAAUCAUACUCCUACCAAUAUUCAAGGAGUUCAUCUACAUGAAGGUGAUUGGAAUACUCAUGGCUGCAUCAAGAUCUGGAAGUAUAAUAUAGAAGGAAGAUCUGAGAUUUUUAAAGAGAAGACUGAAGUAGACGAGGAAAAAAAGGUGGUAACUAUUAUAGGUUUGGAAGGUGAUGCGUUCAAACUUUACAAGGUCUACACUGCCAUCUGGGAACUCACAUCCAACGGAGAAGGAAGCUUGACAAAACUGACGCUUGAGUAUGAGAAGCUGAAUGAGGAUGUUCCCGUUCCUAACAAUUACCUGGAUUUAAUAAUUAGCAUGACUAAGGAUAUUGAUGAAGAAAUCACUAAAAUUAUACUAAAUUGAAUAAAAUUAAAAGUAUGGGAAAUAAUCUACUAAAAAUAAAAAAAUUUGGCCGUUUUUAUCUAUUUUUCCUUCAAAUUAAAUAAAUGUGAUCAUGUCUUAGAUCGGCUAUGCAUUAGGAUUGGAUAAGAAUUGGUCCAGUAUAACUGUGUGGUGUGUUAUGUUGCAAGUUUUGAAUAAAAUGGUGAAGCUCUUCUGGUAGCUUCAUGGAUUAUAUAUUUUUGUUCAUUGAAAUGUUCUCCCUGUGUAUUUUUUAUAUGAAUUU